This is a messenger RNA of Bombus terrestris (buff-tailed bumblebee), 24593 nucleotides long. RefSeq names its product ankyrin-3. Gene Ontology annotation, cellular component: extracellular region. Bases 386 to 21601 code for a protein of 7071 amino acids. Lineage: Eukaryota; Metazoa; Arthropoda; Insecta; Hymenoptera; Apidae. The record is from RefSeq and is a predicted model, not a curated record. Gene Ontology annotation, molecular function: lipid binding; protein binding. Gene Ontology annotation, biological process: lipid transport; signal transduction; lipoprotein metabolic process. The transcript is spliced from 38 exons.
AAAACCGAUCAAAGCCGUACGGAGUUUUCAGGAGGGUGGUCGCGUUACGCUCGGAACUUUCUUAAACAGACGGAAUCCUUUCGAGUAGUAUAUAUAAAUAUAUAUAUAUAUAUAUAUGAUUUGGUUCGCGCAACAGCAAAAGUAAAAAAAUGACGGAACGUCGUGUGAUUUGACAGUGAAGAAACAUUUAAUGGGAAAAGUGCCUCGGUAUCCUGUGGUUGGUAUUCGGGAAUCCUAAGUAUCGCCACAACACCCUGUAGCUCUCUGAUAUCCGGAUUCUGGCCAGCGUACCGACAUUGGUAAUCAGUGAACGGAAGGAAGGCUCGAGGUGCGGAACGCGAAAGGGUGAGACAGGGGUGAACUGGCGGAGGGUGAGGCUGAAGUGAUGACGGGCGAGGAAGGAAAGUGCGGGGGUGGAACUGGCACUGGCGGGGAUGCCGGUGUGGGAAAUACGAACCUUACCGACAACGUGAACAAUGUUAACGCCAAUGUACAUGCGAAUGUUAAUACCAACAUAAAUGUCAGCCAACAGAAUGGAGGACCGGAAAAAGCGCCCGUCGUCGGCGGUACCAAUGUGGAAACUUUACCACGCGCUGGCAAGCAGAGCGACCCUAGUACGGCAUUUCUUCGUGCGGCUCGCGCAGGGCAGCUGGAAAAGGUUUUGGAGUACUUGGAAUCGGGAGUGGACAUUAAUGCUUCAAAUGCUAAUGGCUUAAACGCUUUACAUCUGGCAGCUAAAGAUGGACAUUUGGAAAUCGUCAGAGAACUUCUUAACCGUGGAGCAGUGGUCGAUGCUGCUACCAAAAAGGGAAAUACGGCAUUACAUAUCGCUUCUCUUGCUGGACAGGAGGAGGUGGUACAAUUGCUGGUACAACGAGGUGCUUCUGUGAAUGCACAAUCGCAAAAUGGGUUCACACCACUGUAUAUGGCCGCACAGGAAAAUCAUGAUUCUGUAGUCAAGUUCCUUCUGAGUAAAGGUGCCAAUCAAACAUUGGCUACUGAGGAUGGCUUCACCCCAUUAGCAGUAGCGAUGCAACAGGGUCACGAUAAGGUAGUAGCAGUUCUGUUGGAAAAUGACACUCGUGGUAAAGUUCGAUUGCCUGCCCUCCACAUUGCUGCCAAGAAAGACGAUUGCAAAGCAGCUGCCCUACUUUUACAAAACGAUCACAAUCCCGACGUAACAUCGAAGAGCGGUUUUACACCGCUUCACAUUGCUGCUCAUUAUGGUAACGAUCGAAUUGCCUCCUUGCUUUACGACAGAGGAGCAAACGUAAAUUUUGCGGCGAAGCAUAAUAUUACGCCGAUGCACGUUGCAGCAAAAUGGGGAAAAAUAAAAAUGGUGAAUCUUCUUAUGAGCAAGGGAGCAAAUAUCGAAGCGAAAACGAGAGAUGGCCUUACGCCGCUUCACUGCGCCGCACGAUCUGGUCAUCACGAAGUUGUUGACAUUUUAAUCGAGAAAGGGGCACCAAUUGGUUCAAAGACGAAGAAUGGUCUUGCGCCGUUGCACAUGGCUUCUCAAGGAGACCACGUUGACGCUGCGAGGAUAUUAUUGUAUCAUCGAGCACCCGUGGAUGAAGUGACGGUAGAUUACUUGACGGCGCUACACGUGGCAGCUCAUUGCGGACACGUACGAGUGGCUAAGCUUCUACUCGAUAGAAAUGCUGAUCCAAACGCACGAGCUCUAAACGGCUUUACUCCACUCCAUAUUGCUUGCAAGAAGAACAGACUGAAGGUCGUUGAGCUCCUCUUAAAGCACAAAGCUAGCAUCGAAGCCACUACAGAGUCUGGAUUGACGCCUCUACAUGUAGCAAGCUUCAUGGGGUGCAUGAAUAUAGUGAUUUAUUUACUGCAACACGCAGCUAGUCCCGAUAUACCAACAGUAAGAGGCGAAACACCUUUGCAUUUAGCUGCCAGAGCAAAUCAGACUGAUAUUAUCAGGAUACUUCUUAGAAAUGGUGCCCAAGUUGACGCCAGAGCAAGGGAAGAACAAACUCCGCUUCAUGUUGCUUCUCGAUUGGGUAAUGUUGAUAUCGUGAUGUUAUUACUUCAACACGGUGCCGAUGUAGAUGCUACUACAAAAGAUUUAUAUACACCACUUCAUAUUGCUGCUAAAGAAGGCCAAGAAGAGGUUGCAUCCGUUUUGUUAGAAAACAGUGCAUCGCUUACCGCGACGACCAAAAAGGGAUUUACUCCUUUGCAUUUGGCAGCUAAGUAUGGUAACAUGAAUGUAGCGAGAUUAUUGUUGCAGAAGAAUGCACCAGUUGAUGCUCAAGGAAAGAAUGGAGUGACUCCACUUCAUGUGGCAUCUCACUAUGAUCAUCAAAACGUAGCAUUACUUCUACUUGAUAAGGGUGCAUCACCUCACGCUAUGGCUAAAAAUGGCCAUACACCAUUACAUAUUGCUGCACGUAAGAAUCAGAUGGAUAUUGCAACUACUUUAUUGGAAUACGGAGCAAAAGCAAAUGCAGAAUCAAAAGCAGGAUUUACGCCGCUACAUUUGAGUGCACAAGAAGGCCACACCGAUAUGUCAACGCUGCUUAUUGAGCACAAAGCAGAUACAAAUCACAAGGCAAAGAAUGGUCUCACGCCGCUUCAUUUGUGCGCACAAGAAGACAAAGUUAAUGUUGCUUCUAUUCUCGUUAAAAAUGGUGCUCAAAUUGAUGCUAAAACAAAGGCUGGUUAUACUCCGCUACACGUGGCAGCUCAUUUUGGUCAAGCAGCGAUGGUACGAUUCCUUUUACGAUCUGGAGCAGUUGUUGACAGUAGCACGAAUGCUGGAUAUACUCCAUUGCAUCAAGCUGCCCAACAGGGUCAUACGUUAGUGAUUAAUUUACUGCUGGAGGGUAAAGCAAAACCGAACACUACUACUAAUAAUGGACAAACAGCUUUAGAUAUUGCACAAAAACUUGGUUACAUUAGCGUCAUCGAGACAUUGAAGGUAGUUACAGAAACCGUCAUUACAACGACUCAUACAGUUACUAUUGAAGAAAAAUACAGAGUACAAGCUCCUGAAUCAAUGCAAGAGACGUUUAUGAGCGAUAGCGAAGACGAAGGGGGUGGUGAUGAAAUCGGCAUGGCAGCCAUGAAUGUGUACGGGCAGCCUCCACACGCGCAACACGUGUACCUUCCUUCUUACUACCGGGGCCAAAUGACCUAUACCCGUGAAGAUCCGAUGCUUAGCGACCAACAGCAAUAUCGAUACAUGACUGUUGACGAUAUGAAAUCCAUGGGGGAUGACUCGAUGCGCGUCAACGUGACAGAUGACGAGAGAGACAAUCGACAUUCCGGAGCACCAAUGAUAACCGAGAUGAUCACAAAAGAAAAUUAUCAACGUACAAACGCUGCCAAUCUCAAACUAGACAAUGUUGAUAUUAAUAGGCACCCAGUACACGUCGGAGCGUCCCUAGAGUCCCUAAAUACAUCGCUGGCAGCUCUUGGUACCAUGUCGAAAGGACAAGGAAUGUGGAGGGACAGCUUCCUGGUUUCCUUUCUGGUGGAUGCACGAGGUGGUGCGAUGCGUGGCUGCAGACAUAGUGGUGUACGUGUAAUCGUUCCUCCUAGAAAAGCCGCAAUGCCUAUGCGCGUUACGUGCAGGUAUUUAAGAAGGGACAAAUUGACGAACCCACCGCCUUUGAUGGAAGGGGAGGCUCUUGCCAGCCGUAUCCUUGAACUAGGACCCGUGGGUGCCAAAUUCUUAGGACCUGUCAUCAUUGAAGUACCACACUUUGCUUCGUUGCGGGGCAAGGAACGAGAAAUAGUAAUACUUCGAUCGGAUAAUGGAGAAACUUGGCGCGAGCAUACCUUGGAAGCCAGCGAGGAGGCUGUCCAAGAUGUGCUUAACGAGAGCUUUGAAGGAGAAGAAUUAAGCCAGCUCGAGGAUCUCCAAACUUCCAGAAUCGUAAGGAUACUCACUGCAGACUUCCCACAUUACUUCGCAGUAGUGUCUCGCAUCAGGCAAGAGGUUCAUGCAGUUGGGCCAGAAGGUGGUACAGUUUCUUCAUCGGCUGUUCCACAAGUUCAGGCUGUUUUCCCACCAGCAGCUCUUACUAAAAAGAUCAGAGUUGGACUUCAGGCACAUCCAAUACCAGCAGAUCUUGUAGCCAAGUUGCUUGGUAACAGAGUGGCGGUAUCACCAAUCGUAACCGUUGAGCCAAGGCGAAGAAAAUUCCACAAACCGAUAACCUUAACUAUACCGGUACCGCAAGCAGCCAACAAAGGCAUGAUCAAUCAAUAUUCAGGAGACGCACCGACGUUGAGACUUCUGUGCAGCAUAACUGGAUUGAGUCAUUUAGGGGGUCAGUCUCGGGCAGUCUGGGAGGAUGUCACCGGUUCGACGCCAUUGACGUUCGUGAAAGAUUGCGUUUCCUUUACUACCACGGUAUCUGCUCGCUUCUGGUUAAUGGAUUGUCGGAAUAUCUCCGAAGCCACGAAAAUGGCUACGGAGUUAUACACACACGCGACACAUGUACCUUUUAUGGCUAAAUUUGUAGUAUUUGCAAAGCGAGUAGAUCCACUGGAGGCAAGGCUGCGCGUAUUUUGUAUGACCGACGAUAAAGAAGAUAAGACUUUAGAAAAUCAAGAGCACUUCACGGAAGUUGCGAAGAGCCGAGACGUCGAGGUACUGGAAGGUAAAACACAAUAUAUGGAAUUUUCGGGUAACCUUGUGCCAGUAUUGAAGAGCGGCGAGCAGCUUCAAUUACCGUUCAGAGCGUUCAAAGAGAAUAGAGUUCCGUUCACGGCGAGAAUAAAGGAUCCGGACGCCGCGGACAUGAUGGGUCGCAUAAUGUUCAUGAGCGAGCCGAAGGUUCCUAAAGGCGAGUUGCCGCAGACGCCGAUUUGCACGUUAAAUAUUUUAUUGCCAGAGAAAAUUUCCUCGGAACCCGCUGCCUCGGAGGUGGAUUUGUUAGAGCUGUCGAAGAAUUAUAGUUUUCUACGUGACGGUGGCAUAAGUCGUCCAGACGCUAUUCACAGAGCAACCAUUCGGUUGACUGAUAUCGCAAAUCUGUUGGACAAAGACUGGGAAAAACUCGCGGAAGAGUUAAAUAUUCCGCCAAACGAGGUAUCAACGAUUAAACAAGAGUAUGCGAAUAAACCAGCCCAGCAAGCCGCAGCGAUGCUUAAAGUUUGGCAGAGCAAUGGAAACAAAGCUACAGGCAAUACUUUGGAAAAAGCAUUGAACAAAAUUGGCCGCGAGGACAUUGUGAGAAAAUGUAUAUUCAAUGUCGAAUUGGUCACUGACGACGUAGAAAAGGCCGUGGCGAGGGUUCGAUUAGAUCAACCUGGAUUUGAUUCCUUAAAAGAAGAAUUGGGUCCUUCAAGGGACACUUCUCUUCGCCGUGAUGCAACGAUGGAUCCAAAGAUGAAUCCUGACUAUGAUGAUUAUAACAAAAGCAAGGAAUCUGGAUCCAUGGAAGACCUCGAUAUCAGUGACACUAAACGCGAUACAUCGAUACAGCAUGUCACAAUCACAAACGGCACUGUAUUCAAUGGAACCUCGACCCCCAUCAAAGAUAAAUACGCGAGCGAAGAGAAAGAAUUAAGGGACACAAUGGCCGAAUUUCUCGAGCACAAAUGUCACGUUGCCGAUACGAUGAGCAAAAAGUCACGCGAUGAAGUUGACGACAAAGACAAAAAACGACAGAGGGUGAUCGCAGACGCCAACAAAAUAGUUUCUGGUGUAAUAGCAGACGCAGAGAAAAAGAAGGAGAAGUUAGCGAAGGAAGGGUGGUCGGUGGUUUGUGAUGAUGAUGCGCGGGACAAUAAAGAGGCAAGAGGUGCUAUAGUUGAAAGUUUUGUUAGGGAUCAAUUCGUUGACAAAGAGCCUAAGGAUAAGGUCGUUAAGUCCGAUGAAAAACUAAUUGUCGAUCGAACGCCAGUUAUCGAACCACCGAUAAUUAAACAACGUUACAUUCGCGAUGGGAAGGGAGAUGCGAUUAUUGCAUCGAAAACUAUAGUUUCAGCCAUCGACGAUAAGAGUCAACUACCAGUGAUUACUCAGACUAUCACGAUUAAAGAGAUAGAUCAAACGAUACCCACAGACACAGCGACGAUCUCCAAUGGUAAACAGAUUAUCGUAAGCAAAAAGGAAAUGCUGUCUAAAGAAGGUAAGGAAAUUGAUGAAAAACUAACAACUCCUAGCAUAAGUAUUAAAAAACAAGAUGUAAAAUUGCCAGAAAAAGCUAAACAAGUUCCACAAGACGAACAGAAGCAAGAAUUGCCGAAAGAGGCUGUUGCCAAGACUAACAUUCCAAAAGAAACGAAACCUACGAUUGAUAAGCAAGUAUCUGCUUAUGAGACCGUUUACAGUGUUCAGUAUCCAUUUACACAGCCAGACGAGAAGCAAGAGGAUGAAUUAAAGAAAUCAAAAGAUAAGAGCGGAGGCAUACUCUCAGGCAUUUUCAAGGGAUCCAAACUUAAGAAGAGCAAGUCGAAAGGAUCGAAGGACACGUCCUUGGACAGUGGCGACGAAGAAAUAAAAGUACCAGUGCUUACAGCUACGGAACAUCAAACGCAGCAACCUACUUUCGUUUCAUAUGAUACACACGUAGAUUAUAAACCUAUUGAAACGACCGUGUUACCUGACGUUAAAUUAGCUACCAUGCAAUUCUUAGAUGAUUCCAGGCGCAGUGAUUUGAAUGUACACGUACCUGAUAUCGCAGUGAGCUCGACUCAAAUCGAGAGAAGGGAAGUGAAAGAGGAACCUAAAGUAACGGUUAAAGAAUCAGAUGAUCGUACUGGAACUAUGACAAGUGAUGCAAGCGACCAAGAGAAAGAGAAGGGUGGUGGUUUCUUUGGUAUAUUUAAGAGUCCUAAAUCAAAAGAGAAAAAGUUAAAGAAAAGCAAGGAAGCAUCUUUCGACAGUGGUGACGAAGAACUUCGAAUCGCCACAGAGAAAUUCUUGGACGAUACACGAAAGAUUGCUGAAACUACCAUUGUUCCUUCUGCUCCUAAAGUUGACACAAAACAAGACCUGCAUACGUUUUCGUCGUCAGUUCAUUACGAGGAAGAUACACCUAAAGAUAAAAUAAACGGACACUCAUAUGAUAUCUCGGAAGUAAAAAAGAAAUUAGACACAGAUAGAAGUACUCCUCACAAAGAAAUGAAUGGAAAAUCAGAUAUUAAGAAACAUAAAGACCAGAAAGAACACAGUGUGGAAAGGUAUACCGCUAAGCCAGAAGCAAAGCUAGAAUCACCGGAUAAACAAAAAGAAGAUGAAAAGGAAGUAGAUGAGGAAGGUAAAGAUAAGAGCGGUGGAUUCUUCGGCAUGUUCAAGAGUCCAAAACUGAAAAGUAAAAAGAGAAGUUCGUCCAGAGAGAAGAAUUCAUCUAAAGAAGCAUCCUUCGACAGUGGAGAUGAAGAAACACGACAAUUGACAGCCGCUUUCUUGGACGACACGAAAAAGAUUGCAGACAGUCUGCAUCAUGAAGAUUGGAAGCCAAUUCCUGAAAAAGUAACAGCUGAUACGGCCCCUGAUGAAUCUGCAGACUCUGCAGAUAAAGACAAGGGAAGUAGUGGAAUCUUCAGCAAAUUCCGAAGUCCAAAAUUGACUAGAGCAUCGCGAAGCAGGUCCCGGGAAAAGAGCACUCCACCGCAAGAAUCAGUAACAAGUCCAGAUAGUUCAAUCCGAGAAGCUACUGCGAAAUUCCUAGAAGAUACAAGAAACCUUGCAAAUCUAUCAUUCGAUGUACCAGACAAAGUAGACGAUGCGAAGAAAGCGAAAGAAAAAAUAACAAUAGAAAUCACGGAAGAUGUUGAUGAUACCAAAAAGAAAAUAUCAUCAGGAAUAGAUGUAGUUGUAGAUGGCACAGAGACAGCAAAAGAUAAAGCUGCAAAAGAAGCUAAGAAAGCCAAGGAAAAAACAGGUGGAUUUUUAUCUGGAUUAUUCAAAGGUACAAAACACGCUGCAGAUGAAGCUACUGAAGAAUUCAAGGAUGCUCUUGAUGAAACAAAGAAGGAAGUCGUUGAAGGAAAAGAUCGUGCACGGGAAGUGGUAGAAGAGAAGUUGAAAGAUCUCGACGCAACAAAAGACAAAGCUGUUUCAGAAGCAAAGCAAGGGCAAGAAAGAAUCACCAUUGUUGUAAAAGACACUAAAGAUGCGAUUAGUGGAAAGGUAUCUGAGGCUGCGCAGCAAGUUUCAGAUACUGGUAAAGCUGUUGGUGAAAAAGUAGCUGAUGGAGGAAAGCGAGUCACAGAAGAGGUAGAUACCAUCAUAUAUGGUAUGACUGACAGCGUGAAAACUACAAAGGACAAAACAGCGGCAUACUCAAAAGAUGUUAAAGACGUAAUUGUAACAGGUGCUAAAGACGCUAAAGAUACGGUUAUAACUGGUGCAAAAGAAGCGGAGCAUAAAGUAAGUGAAAAAGUAGCUGAAGGAACGCAGAAAGUAACCGACACUGGUAAAGCAGUUUCCGGUAAAGUAGUCGAAGGAGUAAAGGAUGUUGAGAUAAAAGCAGAAUCAACUACACGAAGCGUGAUUGAUGGCGCAAAGGCAACGAAAGAUAAAGUAACUAAAGAGAUUAAACAAGAUACUGAAAUAGCGAAAGAAAAGAUUUCAUCUGGAAUAGACACAGUGGUAGACGGUGCAGCAGCAACAAAGGAUAAAGCUGCAAAAGAAGCUAAAAAGGCCAAGGAAAAGACUGGUGGCUUCCUCUCAGGAUUUUUCAGAAGUGCAAAGCACGCGGCAGAUGAAGUUUCUGAAGACGUUAAAGACUUCGUCGAUGAAAGGAAGAAGGAGGCUGCAGAAGAGACAGCUCGUGCUCGUGAGAAAACGACAGGAAAGUUAAAGGACGUUGAUGCAGCGAAGGAUAAAGCUGUUGCAGAAGCAAAGGCCGCGAAGGACAAAGUAGCCGCAACUGUGAAGGAAGCUAAAGACGCAAUAGAUGAAAAAGUAUCGGAAGCUGCAGGGAAAGUGUCUGAUGCUGAGAAAGUGUUCGGCAAAAAGGCAGCUGAUGAAGUAACGCGUAUUGAAGAAAAAGUUGAUGGCGCGAUCCAUGUUGUAGUUGAUGGCGUAGUAACAACGAAGGAAAAGGCAGCUGCUACAGCGAAGGAUGCUAAAGACACAGUCGCAGCAGGUGCAAAAGAUGCAAAAAUUAAAGUAACAACAGUUGCGAAACAUACGAAGGACACAGUAAGUGAAGAAAUUACAGGUGGUGCUGAAAAGGUGAAAGACACAGGCAAAGCUGUCACUGAUAAAAUUGUUCAACAAGCAAAGGAUGCGGAGGCAAAAGCUGAAGCUGCUGCAAGAAGUGUGGCUGAAGAUGCUAAAGCAACAAAAGAUAAAGUAGCGAAAGAAGUUAAAGAAGAUACUGAAGCAGUAAAACAUAAGUUAGCAACCGGAAUAGACUCAGCAGCAGAUACUGCAGAGGCAGCGAAAGAUAAGGCUGCUAAAGAAGCUAAGAAAGCUAAAGAGAAGGCUGGUGGCUUUUUGUCUGGUUUAUUCAAAGGUGCAAAACAUUCUGUAGAUGAAGUUUCAGAUGACGUUAAAGAGUUCCUUGAGGAAACGAAGAGGGAAGCAUCAGAAGAGAAAGACCGUCUACGUGCUGCUGCAGACGCAAAAUUAAAAGAUAUAGAAGCAGCGAAAGACAGAGCCUCUUCAGACGCUAGAGAUGCAAAAGACAAGCUUGCAACCGCUGCGAAAGAUACUAAAGACACAGUGUUCACAAAAGUGUCUGAUGCUACGCACAAGGUAUCCGAUGCAGGUAAAACUGUUGGCGAAAAAGUAAGUGAUGAACUGAAAAGAGCUGAAGAGAAAACUGAAAGUGUAGCUCGGGGAGUAGUCGAUGGAGCAAAGGAGGUGAAAGACAAAACCGCUGCAGAUAUGAAAGACGCAAAAGGAAAAGUUUUAACUGCUGCAAAGGACAUCAAGGAUGAAGUCAGCGACAAAGUAGUUGAAGGUGCACAGAAAGUAGCUGACACCAGUAAAGCAGUUGGUGACAAAGUAGCUGAAGGAGUGAAAGGUGCAGAAGCGAAGGCUGAGGCAGCAGCGAAGGGAGUAAGUGAUGGUGCAAAGGAAACGAAAGACAAGGUUGCAAAAGAAAUUAAAGAAGAUGUCGACGUCGUAAAGCAGAAGAUAUCUUCUGGUAUUGGUGGAGUUGCAGAUAGCGCCGCAGCUGCGAAGGAUAAAGCUAGCAAGGACGCAAAGAAAGCGAAAGAGAAGACAGGUGGUUUCUUCUCAGGUAUUUUUAAGAGCGCAAAACACGCGGCUGAUGAAGUUUCUGAAGACGUCAAAGACUUCGUCGAUGAAAGGAAGAAGGAGGCUGCAGAAGAGACAGCACGUGCUCGUGACAAAACGGCAGGAAAGUUAAAGGACGUUGAUGCAGCGAAGGAUAAAGCUGUUGCAGAAGCAAAGGCCGCGAAGGACAAAGUAGCCGCAACUGUGAAGGAAGCUAAAGACGCAAUAGAUGAAAAAGUAUCGGAAGCUGCAGGGAAAGUGUCUGAUGCUGAGAAAGUGUUCGGCAAAAAGACAGCUGAUGAAGUGACGCGUAUUGAAGAAAAAGUGGAUGGCGCGAUCCAUGUUGUAGUUGAUGGCGUAGUAACAACGAAGGAAAAGGCAGCUGCGACAGCGAAGGAUGCUAAAGACACAGUCGCAGCAGGUGCAAAAGAUGCAAAAAUUAAAGUAACAACAGUUGCAAAACAUACGAAGGACACAGUAAGUGAAGAAAUUACAGGUGGUGUUGAAAAGGUGAGAGACACAGGCAAAGCUGUCACUGAUAAAAUUGUUCAGCAAGCAAAGGAUGCGGAGGCAAAAGCUGAAGCUGCUGCAAGAAGUGUGGCUGAAGAUGCUAAAGCAACAAAAGAUAAAGUAGCGAAAGAAGUUAAAGAAGAUACUGAAGCAGUAAAACAUAAGUUAGCAACUGGAAUAGACUCAGCAGCAGAUACUGCAGCGGCAGCGAAAGAUAAGGCUGCUAAAGAAGCUAAAAAAGCUAAAGAGAAGGCUGGUGGCUUUUUGUCUGGUUUAUUCAAAGGUGCAAAACAUUCUGUAGAUGAAGUUUCAGACGACGUUAAAGAGUUCCUUGAAGAAACAAAGAGGGAAGCAUCAGAAGAGAAAGACCGUCUACGUGCUGCUGCAGACGCAAAAUUAAAAGAUAUAGAAGCAGCGAAAGACAGAGCAUCUGCAGACGCUAGAGAUGCAAAAGACAAGCUUGCAACCGCUGCGAAAGAUACUAAAGACACAGUAUUCACAAAAGUAUCUGAUGCUACGCACAAGGUAUCCGAUGCAGGUAAAACUGUUGGCGAAAAAGUAAGUGAUGAACUGAAAAGAGCUGAAGAGAAAACUGAAAGUGUAGCUCGGGGAGUAGUCGAUGGAGCAAAAGAAGUGAAAGACAAAGCCGCUACAGAUAUGAAAGACGCAAAAGGAAAAGUUUUAACUGCUGCAAAGGACAUCAAGGAUGAAGUCAGCGACAAAGUAGUUGAAGGUGCACAGAAAGUAGCUGACACCAGUAAAGCAGUUGGUGACAAAGUAGCUGAAGGAGUGAAAGGUGCAGAAGCGAAGGCUGAGGCAGCAGCGAAGGGAGUAAGUGAUAGUGCAAAGGAAACGAAAGACAAGGUUGUAAAAGAAAUUAAAGAGGAUGUCGACGUCGUAAAGCAGAAGAUAUCUUCUGGUAUUGGUGGAGUUGCAGAUAGCGCCGCAGCUGCGAAGGAUAAAGCUAGCAAGGACGCAAAGAAAGCAAAAGAGAAGGCAGGUGGUUUCUUCUCAGGUAUCUUCAAGAGCGCAAAACACGCGGCUGAUGAAGUUUCUGAAGACGUCAAAGACUUCGUCGAUGAAAGGAAGAAGGAGGCUGCGGAAGAGACAGCUCGUGCUCGUGAGAAAACGGCAGGAAAGUUGAAGGACGUUGAUGCAGCGAAAGAUAAAGCUGUUGCAGAAGCAAAGGCCGCGAAAGAUAAAGCUGUUGCAGAAGCAAAGGCCGCGAAAGACAAAGUAGCAGCAACUGUGAAGGAUGCUAAAGACGCAAUAGAUGAAAAAGUAUCGGAAGCUGCAGAGAAAGUAUCUGAUGCUGAGAAAGUGUUCGGCAAAAAGACAGCUGAUGAAGUGACGCGUAUUGAAGAAAAAGUGGAUGGUGCGAUCCAUGUUGUGGUUAAUGGCGUAGUAACAACGAAGGAAAAGGCAACUGCGACAGCGAAGGAUGCUAAAGAUACAGUUGCAGCAGGUGCAAAAGAUGCAAAAAUUAAAGUAAUAACAGUUGCGAAACAUACGAAGGACACAAUAAGUGAAGAAAUUACAGGUGGUGCUGAAAAGGUGAGAGACACAGGCAAAGCUGUCACUGAUAAAAUUGUUCAGCAAGCAAAGGAUGCGGAGGCAAAAGCUGAAGCUGCUGCAAGAAGUGUGGCUGAAGAUGCUAAAGCAACAAAAGAUAAAGUAGCGAAAGAUGUUAAAGAAGAUACUGAAGCAGUAAAACAUAAGUUAGCAACCGGAAUAGACUCAGCAGCAGAUACUGCAGCGGCAGCGAAAGAUAAGGCUGCUAAAGAAGCUAAGAAAGCUAAAGAAAAGGCCGGCGGUUUUCUCUCUGGUCUAUUCAAGGGUGCGAAACAUACAACAGAUGAAGCUGCAGACGAUAUUACAGAGUUCCUUGAGGAAAGAAAGAGAGAAUCUUCAGAAGAGAAAGCUCUUGCGCACGCAGCAAUGGAAAAGAAGAUCGAAGAUGUGGCUGAAGCGACAGAUAAAGCUGUUGCAGGAAUUAAAGACACAACAGGUAAGAUCGUGACCUCCGCGAAAGACACGAAGGAUAAAGUUGCAACAGAAAUAAAAUAUACGGAAGAAAAGGUAGAAUCUGCAUCUCGAGAAAUAGGUGAUAGUGCAAAGGCAGCUAAAGACAAGGUGGUUACUGAUAUGAAAGACGUGAAAGACAAAACGGCAAUAGCUGUAAAGGAUAUUAAGGAUAAAAUCAGCGAGAAAGUAACUGACAGCUCACAGAAGGUAAUAGACACUGGCAAGAAGGUGGAAGAAAAGAUCGCAACUGGUGCAAAAACAGCUGGUGAUAAAGCAAAAGCAUCUGCUCACGAAGUAGCUGAAAAUGCAAAAUUAGCGAAAGAAAAACUGGAAAAAGAAGUUAGAGAAGAUACAGCUGCAGUGAAACAAAAGAUUUCAUCAGGUAUAGAUACGGUUGCAGAUGGUGCAGAUACAGCAAAGGAAAAGAUCACGAAGGAAGCAAAGAAAACUAAGGAAAAAGGUGGAGGUUUCCUCUCGGGCCUGUUCAAAGGAGCAAAACACGCAGCUGAAGAGGUCUCCGAAGAGGUGAAGGAAUUCUAUGAUGAAACAAAGAAAGACGCAACUGAAGAAGAAGCACGUGCUCGUGCUUCUAUGGAAAAAACUCUAAAAGAUGUCGAUCUCGCAAAAGAUAAAGCAGUUGCAGAAGUGAAAGAUACAAAAGCUAAGAUGACAACAGCUGUAAAAGACACCAGAGGUAAGGCUAGUGACACUGUAUCUGAUGGUGUCCAAGCAGUGAAAGAUAUUGGUAAAACUGUGGGUGAUAAGAUAGUAGAUAGUACAAAACAGGCAGAAGCUAAAGCAGCAGCUGCUGCUUACAAGGUAGCUGAUGAUGCCAAAGCAGCGAAAGACAUAGUUAUUGCAGACGUAAAGGAUACUACAGAGACGAUAACAACUGCAGCAAAAGACACGAAAGAUAAAAUCUCGGAGAAAACAUCAGAAGGAGCAGAGAAAGUAUCAGCCAUUACCAAAACUAUUGGUGAGAAAGUUGUAGAUGGUGUGGAGAAAGCUAAAAUCAAAACAGACACAGUUGUUCAUGGAUUAGCAGAGGACGCAAAAGUAAUGAAGGAUAAAGGAACGAAGGAAAUCAAAGAUGGCACCGAUGCCGUGAAACAAACAGUUUCUUCUGGAAUAGACGUUGUAGCAGACAGUGUUGCUGUAACUAAAGACAAAGCAGUCAAAGAUGCUAAGAAAGCUAAAGAGAAGGGUAGCGGCUUCCUAAACGGGUUGUUUAAAAGUGCGAAGCAAGCGGCUGAUGACGUUUCAGGAGACGUUAAAGACUUUCUCGAAGAAGCAAAGAGAGAAGCCUCUGAAGAAAAAGCUCGUGCCCAUGAGGCAAUGGAAAAGAAGAUUGAAGACAUGGCUGCAGCAAAAGACAAGACAGCUAAAGAAAUACAAGAUACAAAGGACAAAGUAGCAACUGCUGCGAAAGAUGCUAAGGUUACAGUUGGUGAAAAAGUAUCUGAAGCUGCGCAAAAGGUCUCAGAUGCUGGCAAAGCUGCUGGUGAGAAAGUAAUCCAUGGCGUGAAACGAGUUGAAGAACAAGUAGAUACUAAAGUUCAUGAUGUGGCUGACAGCGUAGUAUUAGCAAAGGAUAAGACAGCUGCUGAGAUUAAGGAUGCUAAAGAUAAAAUGACGGCGAUUGCUAAGGACAAGGUGGACAAAGUUAGCGAAAAAGUGCUCGACGGUAAGCAACAAGUGACAGAUACUGGUAAAGCAUUAAAAGAAGGCGUCGUGGAUGGUGUUAAAAAGGCUGACGAUAAAGUGGAGGCAGUUGCAGAAGACGUAGCGAGUGUAGCAAAAGCAGCAAAAGAUAAAGUAGUCACGGAUGUUCAGAAAGACGCUGAAAUUGUAAAGCAAAAGGUAUCUUCGGGAGUAGAUACAGUUGCAGAUAGUGUAACAUCUGCUAAGGACAAAGCUACGAAAGAGGCUAAAAAAGCCAAGGAGAAGACUGGCGGUUUCUUUUCUGGUUUAUUUAAGGGUGUAAAACAUGCGGCAGAUGAAAUGUCCGAAGAUGUCAAAGAAUUCGUGGAUGAAACGAAGAAAGAAGCUGUCGAGGAAGAGGCUCGUACUCGUGAAGCAGCUGCAGAGAAAUUAAAAGACAUCGACACAGCGAAAGAUAAGGGAAUCGCAAUUGUGAAGGAUACGAAGGACAAAAUGGUAACAGGAGUAAAAGACACCAAGGAUAAAGUUGGCGAUAAAGUUUCUGAAGCUGCACAAAAAGUAUCCGAUACUAGCAAAACUGUCGGCGGAAAAGUAACAGACAGUAUCAAACAAAUUGGAACAGUUGCAGGUGCUACCGUUCACCAAGUAGCAGAUGGUGCAAAAGCAGCGAAGGAUAAAGUGACGACCGAUGUAAAGGAUGUUAAAGAUAAAGUAGCAAUUGAUGUAAAGGAUGUUAAAGACAAAACUGCUGCAACUGCAAAGGAUGCUAAAGACAAAAUUGCUGAGAAAGUAGUUGAGAGUGCGCAAAAGGUCUCAGACGCUGGUAAAGCUGUCGGACAUAAAGUUGCAGAUGACGCAGAAAAAGCUAAGGAUAAAGUUGAAACAGUUGCUCAUGAAAUAGCAACUGAGACGAAAGAAGUAAAAGGGAAAGUGUCUAAAGAAGUUCGCGAUGACGCUGAAACUAUGAAACAGAAAAUAUCAGGAGCAGUAGAUACAGUAGCAGAUACUGUACCAGCUGCCAAAGACAAAGUUGUCAAGGAAGCAAAGAAAGCUAAAGAAAAAGGUGGCGGUUUCCUUUCUGGAUUGUUCAAGGGAACAAAACACACUGCGGAUGAAAUUUCUGGAGACGUUAAGGACUUCCUCGAAGAAACGAAGAGGGAAUCCUCUGAAGAAAAAGCUCUUGCACACGCAGCAAUGGAAAAGAAGAUCGAAGAUAUGGCUGGAACGAAAGAUAGUGCAGUUACUGGAAUUAAACACACAACAGACAAAAUCGUGGCCUCCGUCAAAGACGCAAAGGAUGAUGUUGGAGCGAAAAUUUCUGGUGGCUUGCAAAAAGUAUCAGAUACUGGUGCAGCUAUUGGUGAUAAAACAGCAGCAGCAACUCACGAAGUAACGGAUGAAGCUAAAUUAGUGAAAGACAAAGUAGCUUCAGACUUGAAGGAUGCUAAGGAGACAGUAGCAACCACUGCAAAGGACACAAAAGAUAAAAUCACAGAGAAAGUAUCAGAAGGAAUACGAAAAGUAUCAGACACUACCAAGGUCAUUGGCGAGAAGAUUGUUGAUGGAGUACAAAAAGUUGAAGAUAAAACGGCCACUGUUGCUCACGGUAUUACUGAUGAGGCAAAGGCAGCAAAAGACAAAGCUGCUAAAGAAGUCAAGGAAGACGCUGAAGCAGUAAAGCAAAAGGCAUCAUCUGGUAUAAAUGCAGUCAUAGAAGGUACAGAGGCAGCAAAGGACAAGACUGCGAAAGAAGCUAAGAAAGCCAAGGAGAAGACUGGCGGUUUCUUUUCUGGUUUAUUUAAGGGUGUAAAACAUGCGGCAGAUGAAAUGUCCGAAGACGUCAAAGAAUUCGUGGAUGAAACAAAGAAAGAAGCAGUCGAGGAGGAAACCCGUGCUCGUGAAGCAGCAGCGGAGAAAUUAAAAGACAUUGACGCAGCGAAAGAUAAAGCAGCUGCAGGAUUAAGAGACGCAAAAGAUAAGGUUACAACUGCUGCGAAGGAUACCAAGGACACAAUGUUUGUUAAAGUAUCACAUACCACGCAAAAGGUAUCAGACAUAGGCCACGCUGCUGGUGAAAAGGUAGCUGAUGGAGUGAAACAGGCCGAGGAGAAAACCGAAAAUGCAGCUCGAGAAAUAGUUGAUGCCACAAAGGAGAUGAAGGAUAAAGUAGCAGCGGAUGUAAAAGAUGCUAAAGAUAAAACUGCUGCAGCCGCAAAAGACGCUAAAGAUAAAAUUUCUGAGAAGGUAGUUGGGGGUGUACAAAUGGUAGCGGACUCCGGUAAAGCUGUUGGAGACAAAAUUACAGGUGGAGCAGAAAAAGCCAAGGAUAAAGUUGAGAUAGUCGGUCAUGAAAUAGUAACUGAGACGAAACAAAUGAAAGACAAAGUAUCUAAGGAAAUUCAAGACGACGCUGAAGCAGUAAAACAGAAAAUUUCAUCAGGAGCAGCUGCAGUUGUAGAUGGAGCUGCCGCGGCAAAAGACAAAGCAGCCAAAGAAGCUAAGAAAGCUAAAGAAAAGGGUAGCGGUUUUCUAACUGGAUUGUUUAAGAGUACAAAGCAGGCAGCUGAUGACGUCACAGGAGACGUUAAGGACUUUCUCGAAGAAGCAAAGAGAGAAGCCUCUGAAGAAAAAGCUCGUGCCCAUGAGGCAAUGGAAAAGAAGAUUGAAGACAUGGCUGCAGCGAAAGACAAGACAGCUAGAGAAAUACAAGAUACAAAGGACAAAGUAGCAACUGCUGCGAAAGAUGCUAAGGUUACAGUUGGUGAAAAAGUAUCUGAAGCUGCGCAAAAGGUCUCAGAUGCUGGCAAAGCUGCUGGUGAGAAAGUAAUCGAUGGCGUGAAACGAGUUGAAGAACAAGUAGAUACUAAAGUUCAUGAUGUAGCUGACAGCGCACAAGCAGCAAAGGACAAAGUAAUAACGGAUGUGAAAGAUGCUGCAGACAAAGCUGCAUCUGCUGCCAAAGGUACAAAGGAUAAAAUCAGCGAAAAAGUAACUGAAGGUACACAAAAAAUCUCAGACAGUGGUAAAAUGGUAGGAGAGAAAAUUGUGGAUGGUGUUAAAAUAACUGAACAUAAAACAGAAGCAGUAGUGCACGAUAUAGCUAGUGGUGUGAAGACAGCUAAGGACAAAGUAGCGACAGACGUUAAAAAAGAUGCUGAAGCCAUAAAACAAAAAGUUUCUUCCGGAAUAGACACAGCUGCGGACACUGCAGCAUCAGCAAAAGACAAGGCUGCAAAAGAAGCUAAGAAAGCUAAGGAAAAAACUGGCGGUUUCCUCUCGAGUUUAUUUAAGGGUGUAAAACACGCGGCAGAUGAAAUGACUGAAGAUGUGAAGGAAUUCGUUGAUGAUACCAAGAAAGAAGCUGCUGAAGAAGAAGCUCGCGCACGCGAGGCGCUAGCAGAAAAGGCGAGAGACAUCGACGCAGCUAAAGAUAAAGCAACUGCGGAAUUAAAAUCAGUAAAAGAUAAUGUGAAAACUACUGUAAAAGAGACGAAGGAUUCAGUUUCUGAGAAAAUAUCUGAAGGAGUAUAUAAAGCAUCAGACGUAGGUAAAAUUGUAGGUGGAAAAGUUAUCGACGGAGUGAAAAUAGUAGAAGCAAAAACAGAAGCAACUGCACGAGACAUUGCUGAAGGUGCUAAAACAGCUAAGGAUAAAGUAGUUACUGACGCGAAAGAUGCUAAAGAUGCAGUUACAACCGCUGCCAAGGACGCCAAAGACAAGGUAAGCAAGAAAGUAUCCGAGGAUGCACAGGAGGUUACUAGUAUUGGUAAAGCAGUUACUGAUAAAAUAGUUGAAGGAGCUAGAGAUACCGAAGCAAAAGUAGAAUCAGCUGCGCGAAGUGUGGCUGAUGACGCGAAAGCUGCAAAAGAUAAGGUUGCUGAAGAAGUCAAGGAAGAGACUGAAAUGGCAAAACAAAAGAUAACAUCCGGAAUAGACACAGUGGUGGAUGGCACAACAGCUGCAAAGGAUAAAGCUGGAAAGGAAGUUAAAAAAGCCAAAGAAAAGACCGGUGGUUUUCUGUCAGGAUUGAUCAAAGGUGUCAAACACACAGCAGAUGAGGUUUCAGGAGACGUCAGAGAAUUCGUUGAUGAGACGAAGAAAAAAGCUGCUGAAGAGGAGAUGCAUGCUCGUGAAGCACUUGCUAGCAAAGCAAAAGAAGUUGACACGGUAAAACAACAAGCUGUUGCUGGUAUGGAAGUUACCAAGGACAAAGUUACAGCUGGUGUAAAGGACACUAGGGAUAAAGUUAGUGAGAAAGUAACUGGUGCUGUGCAAAAGGUAUCUGAUGCUGGUAGAAUUGGCGGCGAUAAAGUUAUCAAGGGAGCGAAAAGCGUAGAAGCAAAAGCAGAAACUGCUGUGCGAGAAGUCGCUGAGGGUGGUAAGGAAACUAAGGAUAAAGUAGUUACGGAUGUAAAAGAUGUUGGAGAGAAAGUUUCAGCUACCGCAAGGGAUGCAAAGGACAAAAUCAGUCAAAAGGUACUUGGUGCUGCAUAUGCUAUAUCGGAUGCUGGCAAAGCUGUAAGCGUUCAAGCUACUGAUGCGGUUAAGAAAACGGAAGAAAAAGUAGGAACAGCUGUUCAGGGUACGGCCGAUGGAGCGAAAGCAGCGAAAGAAAAAUUGGUCACAGAAGUUAAAGAGGAUACUUCUAUCGUAAAACAAAAAGUCUCAUCUGGAGUAGACACAGUCGUGAAUGGAGCAAAAACAGCGAAAGACAAAGCUUCGAAGGAGGGUAAAAAGGCCAAGGAAAAAAGUGGAGGCUUCUUUUCUGGCCUCAUUAAAAGCGCAAAACACGCUGCGGAUGAAGUAUCUGGCGAUGUGAAAGAGUUUGUUGAUGGAACGAAAAAGGAAGCCGUAGAGGAAGAAGCUCGUGCCCGAGAGGCGGCGUCUGGAAAAAUAAAAGAUGUCGAUGCUGCUGUGGGUAAAUCCGUUGCAGAUGCGAGAGCCACCAAAGACAAAGUUCAAACUGGCGUAAAAGAAACUAAAACCAUAGUUAGCACGAAGGUGUCUGAGGGUGUACAAAAGGUAUCGGAUACCGGUAGAGCUGUUGGUGAAAAGGUGUAUGAUACCGAAAGAUCUCUCGAAGAAAUGUUACCGAGUCAAGUGGAACAAAGGUACGUCGUAGAUGGUAGCCAACAAAAAAGCGGCGUAGCUGCAUUUUUAGAAGAAAUGAAGCGCGAUGCAGCGUGGGACAAAGUACAUUUUCAAGACGUUCAUUUGUACGAAAACGUCGACACCAUGUACGCUAAGCAAGCGAAGCCCGAAUCAAGAACUACAAAACAUGGAAGAGACGUGAAAUCUACGACAGAAAUUGUUACCCCUUUAGUUUUCGGUACACACGAUCCUAUUUUUGGCGUAGGUUCCGAGACACAGAUCAGACUGUCCGAUGUAAGCACUAGAGACGAUGAUCGUGUCAGCGAAUCGAUAUCCAAGAAAGUAUCUCGCAUUCCACAAAAAGUUAGUUCCUCGAGAGACCGAUUAACUAGCUCCAGUAGUUCGUCGGAUAGUUCCAGUAGUACGGUUAGAAUAGUAAACGUGAUUAGCGAAGUAGAGCACCUCGAGCCUCACACACGACAGACCGUCACCACAGUCGUAAGAAAGUCUGUGCGGACGGCAGCGACCCCACCACCCAGUCCCGCCGAGUACACUGACAGUAGAAUCGAAGAUGUUACCGAAGAGGCUGCAAGACGAGCACAGAGUUUAGCCGAUCAAGCACGAUCACCGACGAAAUCAGGGCAUGAUUCGGCUGAGAUUGAUGGGACUGUAGAGAGGCAUGCUACUUCUGCUCCAACAAAGCAACCUGUUCCCGCCCCGCGACACUCUACCAGGUCGUCCAUCGAAACAGAUCUAGAGUUCGGAGAAGCAUCCGAAGUCUACAGCAGGCCGUACAAUCUCAAGUAUAAAACAAACGAACAAUCGAAGCCGCUCCGAGAAGGGCAUUCCCCGGAGAAAAGCAGCCCAAAAAGUAAAAUACCGGUGAAAGUAAAGAAAUCUAUGGAUAACGAAACGACGGUGAGCAAAAUAAUAACAAGUACCGAGUCGAAGGAACGUAAAACACUAAAGUCAGACGACGAGCAGCCAAAAGUGACGAUAGAUUCACUCGCCACGCGAUCGAUAGAUUUAGCAGAACGCACUGACAAGUUGCUCGAGGAGUUGCCAGAGGAGCCGCUCGGCGAGAAAGAAGCGCGACAACUGGAAGAAGAUAAGGAGAAGAGCGAUUCGAUAAAACCCGAAGUAUCGGACGAAACGAGACCUACGACUGAAACAGCAGAUACGCGUGAUAAUUUGUUCGAUUCUGAGAAGUUUGAACAGAUAGGUGAAACCGUAAAGAAAGUAGAAACCGUGACAGUCACGACUAAACAAGAUAAAGAAACAGAUUUAUCCAGACCGGAUAAAUUUGUCACGACAGAGACGACGAUUGUAGAGAAUUUGCCAAGCAGUUACGAUAGCGCGACUCGUACAACGAUAUCCAAGGUUCAGAGAAGUGUCACAGACGAAGUGGUCUCGAGGGAGAUCGUGACGAAGACGGUGACGACUGUACGGUGUUUCGCGACCGAAUCCAUUGACACGGAACAAACCGGACGAAUCGUACGAGCGAUGGCGGCUAGUGGCGAUUACGGUGAUAUACCGAUGCCAAUUGUAAAAGGCCGUGAUAGUUUGCCAUUCAAUAUCGAACAGCUAUCGGCAAAGAUCGUAAAGAGCACUACCGAGAUGUCUGAGCCGUGGGCCCAUGGCAGUCUGACAGAUCGUUCGUUCCUGAACGACGAGAAAGUAGAGCAAUGGGAGAGCCAACUCUCUCAAGACACGUCGCCUAGUUCCGGUAACGGUGACAUUUAUACUAAAAAUGGUAGCUCGCGGCAUGAUUUAAACAGCGAUACUGAAAGUGACGAUUCACCACGAUCGAGGAGAAGAUCUCCAAGCAAGAGGUGUACAUUGGGCAGUUCCAGCGGGUCUGAUGUAGCACUGCACGAAGGUGCGGAACUGUCCCCGUUGGAGGACGACCAAGGUACCGCACUCACAGCUAACCUUCUAAAAUCUGACUUUUUGCAACUUAGCGAGCCAUCCUACAUGGAAACGACAACGACAGAAGAGGACCCUGAAACUCAGGAAAGAAUAACGAGAACUGUACACGUAAUCACAACGACCAGCGGAACCGCCAGUGGUCCAGACGAAUUGCGAGAGUCCAUGCAGAAGAUCGUCGAUCGAUUCAUGAUGGAAGAAAGGCGAGAACAGUGAAGCAAUAAGGGUCUCGUGGGCGAUUAUUGGAACAAGAAGAAAUUCCUCGUCAUCUGCUAAUCGUGCAUAAUAAAACAAGAAAAAAAUCAAUUAUAAAAAAAAAGCAAAUUCUCUAGCACUAAUCGAAGGAAGCACCUGUCUUGUCUGAUUUAACGUAUCCUCGAACGUUAAACGAGACAAUUCUAUAAAUAAAAUAAAAAUAAAAUCAAAAAAUGAAGAGUAUCUAUCUAUCGAUAUAGAUCCUGUUCGCGUCUAUAUCAAAUAAUAUAGCGAAUUAUUCUAUCGGUGCUUGGUGAAAACACAUGAAAAAUAUGCACGACAAUUUACUCUCACACUCAUGGCCUAUGCUUCGGAUUUGCUUGCCUUUCGGUUGCAUUAAGUUGCCUUAUAUAUUUACGUUUAAUCUUGCGAUUAAAUAACGUAUGUCGUCGCUAGUCCGACUAGCUGACUUCGCUAGUCUUCACUAAGCCAACCCGUCCAUGUACAACGCCUUUCUCGUGUUGUUCAAAGCGAAAAAAGAAACAGAAAGAGAAAACUAACGAAGGAGCAAAUGCUUACAGGAACAAUAUGGUCAAAAGCAAUGAAAGAGAAAAAAAAAAGAUGAAAUCGCAAAAGAAAAUAUUCGUCUGAGAUGCAGGCCCGACCAAACAUUACGGCGAUAUAUAUUUGAUAGACACUUUUGAAAUAUGGAACAGAUACGCGAGAUGGAAUCGAAAAAAAGCAGAUGUUCGGUGACUUUGCAUAACUCGCCACUUGGCAGUUCGUUUUAGCUUUAGGAUGAUUGUAUAUCUAUCCGCGCAAUAUACCGCUUGAUAGGUCAGCAACACUCGUGUCACGUUUUUUGAUGAUGAACUGCACACAUACACACACAUACACAGAUUCUAAAAGAAGAAACAAAUUCUUGUUGUUAUUCGAAUCAUUUGAAAUUCGGACAAGGUGCAAAAUUGGGGAACUUGUUUAGGAAAGUGCGAACAAUGCCCGUUUAUCUGCCGAUUUGAAUAGCUACAAGAAAUAAAUGUUUUCAUGGAUCGUAAUACAAUGUAAAUUUAACUUAUUUAAAAGAAUAUUUCCUAACAAUUUUUAAUUGUAUAUAUGAUAAUUUCUUAGCGUAACUUAUAUAAAUGUACUAUUAUACGAUUGUAAUAAUUGCAAGAUUAAAACAUGAAUAUUUUAUUUAUAUAGCGGAAUCAUUGGACAAAUGUUACAUGCAUAAAUCUUGAGAUUGGAGGGAAUCUUAAUCGACGAUCUAUCCUUCGUAUCGCGAUCGUGUAAAUUAUUAAAAUUAUUAUAAAAGAAAAAAAAAGAGAAACGAAAGAGAAGGCAGAUGGCAUCAUGACUAUAGAGAAAAAUGUGUUGUUUAAACUCUUACGACUCGAAACACGUCUUAAUAUUUAAGCAGCGUUAGCUUUCAAUGUAUAACACAGUUUUAAAAGGCACAGAAAGGAAUCGUAUAUAGUAUGUAUUUAAAAGAAAAAAAUAUAUAUAUACAUAUAUACAUAAAUAUACAUACUUUAAAUAAGCUAUUCUAUUAAUGUAUAAUAUAUUGAGAAGAUAUAAUUAUGCAUCUGAAGUUUAUAAAUUAUUAUCUAUAAUGACUGUUAUUCUAUGUUUAAUAGACUUGCCUAGAGCCUAUUUGACCUAAGGACCAAAGGCACAAUCACACACGCAUCAAAAUAAAACAUUAUGCUCCUAUGUACUGUCGUAACAUUUAUUAUAUAACUCAUUACGGACGUUGCGAUACUGGCAUUUAAAUAUUCUGACUGUUACGAUACAUUAUUUGUAUUACAAAACAAAAAACUAUUUUCCCUUUUACACGAGACGCAAGAAACCGAUGUAACACGACGAACUAUUAUUGCAGUCCAUUGACAACAGAAUCUUUUUAUUCACUGUCAUUUUUCUGCGGUAUAUCAGUACAUUUUUUACUAAUAACUACUAUCUAUACUCUAUUGAGUACGUUGAUAAAAAAUAUGCAAAUACAGUGUCGACCACGUAACUUCACUGGCUAGUUUAUGUUUUUUUAGUCCUGUUUUUUUUCUACUUAAAAUGCAAAUAAAUCAGAUUUACUUAUUUACAUAUAACGAAUUUCGUAUAAGUCUGUAUCUAUAAUAUAUGCUUAUAAGGCAAUAAUUCUUAAUUCUUAAUUGAGAAAAAGUUCAAAUUAUUUAUUCUACAUGCUACUUAUUUGUCUACAGUAUGCAGGUAUAAUGUAUGUAUCUUCAUAAACUAUAAAAUCAUAAUUAUAAAUCUUUCUCAUAAAUAUUUUCUAUAAGCCAGUAAUGUUACGCUAUAAAAAAUACGUACACAUUUUGUAAUUGCCUAAGCUUAUCACCCACUACAUACAUUCUUAAAUCAAAAACAUGGUAGAACAAACCUAUUUCAUUCCUCAAUCCGAACAACUUUAAUAAGGAGUUAUAUACGAAAUUAAAUGUCUGAAACGUUAAUUCGUUUGUUUAAUUCUAAUUUUUACUAAUAGUACUUCAGUGAAAUGUUGUGACUAAUUCUUCUAACGAAAUGUACAGGACGAUCAUAAAACUUGAUUGAAAUUUAUAAGGUAAACGUUGGCACUCUGACCAAAGUUUAUAAUAGAGUCGCUUUAACAUCUUAUGAUUGUUCUGUUACUGCGAUUUCGCGUAAAAACGAUUAUCAACGUAAAUAAAAUAUGUAGAGAUUUGACGUCCUCCCAUACCUGCGUUCAAAUAAAAAUGUAUUUAACAUUCAGUAUCGCAUCAGUGCGCUUCUAGCUCUGACGUAAUUUUAUAUAUUUCAUGGUUUUGGUUUUAUGAAUAACGCGUAUACACCAUGCGGCUACUCUAAUUUUCCUCCGCUUUACUCCUACGUAACUAAUACAAUGUUAUAUUAAAAUUAUAAAGCCAUUGUACACACGUACGAUAUCAAAAAGUAACAGAAAUGGAAAAAAGGUAUGAUUUUAUCAUAUACUAUUGUGUGAUAGAGUUAUCAACGACAAUGUAAUAAAUAAACUGUUGCAUCACAA